AUGCAAGUCGACAAAAGGAACCUCGGAUCCUUCCAAUUUGUGAGACGACUGAAAGUAUCCCAUCCGUUGAUUUCCAGUCAAGAGAAGAAUGCAAUCAAGGAUAGGCUGGAAGUUUCUCUUUCUUCGAUCGGGGUAAAACAAGCCUGGAAUGAAGGCAAAUGGCAGCGAACUAAAGGCCAUGAGACAACAGAAAAUAUAAUGCUUCACUUAUACCAGAUAUUCGCUGCCACUGUUCAACAACAGCUACCUCUUCGUGUACAUACGAAUAUAUCUCAGAGCCAACUCCACUGCGACACAUAUGCAGAGUCAGCAUGGCUAUACGACCUCCUCCGCGGAAUCUAG
This is a messenger RNA of Microsporum canis CBS 113480, 342 nucleotides long. RefSeq lists its product as uncharacterized. Bases 1 to 342 code for a protein of 113 amino acids. The record is from RefSeq and is a predicted model, not a curated record. The transcript has 4 exons. NCBI's taxonomy places the organism in Eukaryota, Fungi, Ascomycota, Eurotiomycetes, Onygenales, Arthrodermataceae.